Messenger RNA from Camellia sinensis, 816 nucleotides. NCBI's taxonomy places the organism in Eukaryota, Viridiplantae, Streptophyta, Magnoliopsida, Ericales, Theaceae. The record is from RefSeq and is a predicted model, not a curated record.
UCUUACUGAUCUCUUCUCUAAUCUAUGUAAUUGUGUAAAAAUUUCUGUGUGCUGAAGAAUAAUCUGGUAUAUAUGCUCACAAAUGUUGUUGAAUAUAUAAUUUAUGCAAACAUAUUGGAUAAAGCUAUCUAUAAACAUUCUGGUAGGUGUCAACAGAGUAAAUGUCAUUCCGCAGCGUAGUCCGUGAUGUAAGGGAUGGCUUUGGGAGCUUAUCAAGACGGAGUUUUGAGGUGAGGCUGCCUGGGCAUAUCAGGGGGAAAUCUCAUGGUGCCGUCCAUGGGUUGCAUGACCAGCCUUUUGUCAUCCAGAAUAGCUGUUGGGCUAGCCUCCCACCAGAACUUCUUCGUGAUGUGAUUAAGAGGCUGGAGGCAAGUGAGAAUACAUGGCCUGCUCGCAAGCACGUUGUUGCAUGUGCUGCUGUGUGCAGGUCAUGGAGAAAAAUGUGCAAAGAAAUUGUCCAAAGCCUUGAAUUUUCAGGGAAGAUUACCUUUCCAGUCUCCCUGAAGCAGCCAGGACAUCGAGAUGGAACCAUUCAGUGCUUCAUUAAGAGAGACAAAGCUAAUCUAAUUUACCACCUUUUCCUUUGCCUUAGCCCUGGUAAGAUCAGGUUUUUAACCAUUUACGUGCUACUAGCUUGUGACCUUUCAUUUGUCUCUUGUGACCUGUCCUGUGGAGAUAAAUAGUCAUCUUAAAUUGCAUGUAAUAUGCUUCCCUGGGAUUUUUCUUUAUUUAGGGGUUGUUUGGGAGUUGGCUUUUUUGACUUCUUGCAAAAAGACGUGCUAAAAAGUGGAGAAGAUGGGUUGACUUUUUGUAGUG